Messenger RNA from Adineta ricciae, 2241 nucleotides. The record is from the annotation of a GenBank genome assembly. Lineage: Eukaryota; Metazoa; Rotifera; Eurotatoria; Adinetida; Adinetidae.
AUGUCUUCGCCUGAUCAAAGCGCGAUAACCAAUAUGAAUAGUAAUUCAGAUCGUAACUGUCGUUUAACAUUGAAAGAUGGCUUACAAUUUAUUUCGUCCUUAAUUUUACCAUUGAUGCUCGGUGUAUUCACUGUUAUAAUUACCCUUGAACAACAGCGAAUAAGUCAAGAACAACGAGCACAAGAUCUAGCAGAGCUUCGUUUGCAACGAGAACAAGAUAUGAAUAUUUCUAUGCUACAACGUGCAUUAGAUAAACAAACAGCUAAAGAACAACGAGAAGAGGCUGAACUUCGACGUAUUCAAGAUUUAAAUAUAUCUGAAAGUAAACGAGCACAUGAUAAUGAAUUGGCUGAAAAACAACGUGAUCUUUUGGAAAGACAACGACUUCACGAGCUUGAUAUCGAGACGCAAAGACAUCAAGAUACAUUACUCGUUGCCUAUAUGAAUGAAGUUGGAAUUUUACUUGAAAAGAGUAAUGGAUGUCUUUCAUUGAAUCCUCUCAUAGCUACACUUGUCCGUGUGAAAACAUUGACUCUCGCACGUCAAAUAGAUUCAACGCGAAAUACACAAGUAAUCCAAUUUUUGUAUGAAGCAGGACAGUUAACAAAUGGUCAACAACCACUCGAUCUUCAUGAUGCAGAGUUUAAUGGUAUCGAUCUCAGUAGUAGCACGGUUCACUCAAAACUGCAUAAACUUUAUUUAUUUGGAGCUCGCCUUAAUAAUGCAUCUUUUCGGAAUCGUGAUCUAACGAACGCUAACUUUAGUGAAGCUUAUCUUCAAGAUGCUUCUUUCGUACGAACAUAUCUUGAUCACGUAGAUUUUUCUCGGGCUACCCUUAUCACAACUGAUUUCUAUAAAUCCGAAUUUAUAAAUUCAGUUUUUAAUUACGCAACUAUGAUUGGACUUCGGGUAUUAGACGCAGGUUUCAGUACAUGUCAAUUUAUUGGUGCCAACAUUCGAAAAAUGAAUAUUGAUCCUCGAACUAGUUUUUCCUCUUGUAAUUUCACGGAUACCGUUGAUCUAUAUCACAUGAAUUUCACCGACGUAGAUUUUCAAUCAUCCUAUUUUAAAAACGUUUACAUACGUGAAAAUAUUUUUGUUGGAGCUAUCUUUCAAUCGGCGAAAUUUAUCAAUACGAAACUGUCUCAAAAUGAUUUAUCUCGCAUCAGUGCUAGCAAUAUUCGUUUUAACAAUGUUGAGCUAAGUAGUAUCAUAUUUACGAAUUCAAUUUUGACAGAAUCCGUCUGGGUUGAUUCUCGCAUCAUCAACAGUAACUUCGAGCAUGCAAACUUGAUAAAUGCCAACUUUCGGAAGACCAUUGUAAAAAAUGUAACUUUUUCCCAAGCAACAAUCACGGACGGUAGCUUCAUUGACGUUUCUCUGUCAAACAGCAAUUUUUACCAAUGUCAUUGCGAUCAUAUGCGAUUUGAUGGUUCAUUAAUGGACAUUGUUUCUUUUCACAAAGCCGUAUUGGCACAAAGUAGUUUUUCGGAUUCUUGGAAACUCAGCAACGUAAAUUUUACUGGUAUUGAUGGACGAGAUGCUGACUUCAGCUCGAUUAAUCUGAUCACAAAUACUUUCGAAGGAGCACAGCUUAUAGGGGCAAAUUUUGCUUGGUCAGUGUGCGAUUCUGUCAACUUUCUUGAUGCUGAUUUGACUGAUGCUGACAUGUCUCAUACAUUCCUGUCAGGAUCAAAUUUGACACGUGAGCAACUCGACAAAGCUAUGUCGAUCAGUGACACUUAUUUCCAAACGAAAAAACUUCGUAAUCCGAAUUUACUAGUGAGUAGCCUUACCAGCUGUGAUUCCAAUAUUCUUUCAGCCGAAGAAACAGUUUGGAUUGUCAAUCCGCGCGAUACUCAAGUUCAAAUAGUUCGUCCAGAUAAGACACGUUGUUAUUUUUCUACAGGACCAAACAUGACACACCCGAUAACAAUGUCACAGCAAGUAAGUAUAUCAAAAUAUGAACGUCUUAUCGGUAAAAAGAAGGCAGAUGUGUACGUUGCAAUCAAUAUUUGGAGCACCGCCAUCACAGCUUAUCUUACGGCUUCUGGACCAAAGCGGGCUCCUGCCAAUCAUACAUUCGAAGUAAUAAAACAGUCACGACAGCAAUUAUUAAAACCUGUUUUUGUGCCUUUGUCUGGUACAACACAACUACUCUUAUCCAUUGUUUUCGAAUCAAAUACCAGUAUGUGUAAUAGUAUUGAUUUAUCUGUUCAACAUCGACCGAUACAAAACUGA